Messenger RNA from Tuber melanosporum (Perigord truffle), 560 nucleotides. RefSeq lists its product as uncharacterized. The record is from RefSeq and is a predicted model, not a curated record. The transcript is spliced from 2 exons. Lineage: Eukaryota; Fungi; Ascomycota; Pezizomycetes; Pezizales; Tuberaceae. The coding region runs from base 253 to 477 and encodes 74 amino acids.
CAUAGCUCUCUCACCACCCCAAUCAACCACCACCACCUUUUUAUCACCCUUACUUUUACUCAACCUUCGCAACGAAAACGCAAUGAUCUCCGACACCCAACUAAACUCCAUCGCAAUCUUCCUUGGCACGCUCAUGAUGGGCCUGAUAGUGCUGUACCACUUCCUAGCCGUGAACGCUAGCGACUCCACCGAGAAGGUCGGCAAGGGGGUCAAGAGUGUACAUGCUGGACAUGUUGGACGUGUAGGGAUGAAAUGGGAGAGGAGAGAGGAUUGGGGAGGGAAGUGAGGGUUUUUCUUUACUGUAAACUUGGGAUGGAAGGGGGAAGUGGACUUGCUGGACUAGACGCUUGUGUGUGUACUCUACGGGAUUGUGUGGAGGAGGAGGGGGGAUGUGCUGCUGAGGUUUCUAUCAAAUUUGUUGGGGUUUCUCUUCCUUUUCGUUACGGGUUUUGGACACCUUUGUCUUUCCGGGUAUGAUGGUGACACAAACACGAAUACUGUUCUCGCUUUCUCAGGUACAAGAAUACGGUAGAGUUUGAUACCAAAAAUUUUUUUCCUUA